GUUUACAGGAUGAAUGUAUUGAAGAAGGAGAUAUCAAUUGGGAAAUCGAAGCUGUUGAAAUAUCACCCGGUGAAUCUUUACAAGAUAAAUCAGAAUUAUGUCAUGUUGCCAGAGGAACGGAUGCUCUCACAUUACUAGAAUACUCGGUGACAAGAAAUAAUCUGAUUAACGAACUACACGAGAUUGAAGGAUUUUUCGAUCAACGUAUUUUCGAGAUGAAAAUGGAGGAAAAUGUUCUAUCUGAAAAUCAAUUCCAAGGAGCCCCGAACAUUUUACAAAUGACCACAGCGGAGAAAUUGUCAACCCAAAUGAAACAAGGACAGAAAAUCCUCCAAAUGAUGACCAAUGAAAAGACCAAUUUGAUCUUCAUGAUGAGAGAUGACCGUAAAUACAUUGACAAUGCUGCUGACAAGAUGAAAAUGAAACUCUCGUUAGCGGAUAAAGCUCUUGAUAAAUCUAAAUCGUUACAAGAAAAGGCUAAAGAUGAAUCAUUACAGGGAGAAAAGGAUUUUCCGAAAGUUCUGUUUGUCAGAUCGAUUAAAAGAAUCUCCAAAUCCCGGAUUAUGAGAAUUCAAAACAUGAAACUUUUCAUUUCUAUCAUAUGGAUUAGUAAACCAAUGAAAUUUACAAUCUAA
Molecule: messenger RNA, 635 nt
Organism: Panonychus citri (citrus red mite)
Lineage: Eukaryota; Metazoa; Arthropoda; Arachnida; Trombidiformes; Tetranychidae
Exons: 2
Coding region: 216-635 (139 amino acids)
Source: RefSeq, a predicted model, not a curated record